This is a messenger RNA of Lycium barbarum (goji berry), 1569 nucleotides long. RefSeq names its product probable glycosyltransferase At3g07620. The transcript has 3 exons. Gene Ontology annotation, molecular function: glycosyltransferase activity. Lineage: Eukaryota; Viridiplantae; Streptophyta; Magnoliopsida; Solanales; Solanaceae. Bases 76 to 1452 code for a protein of 458 amino acids. The record is from RefSeq and is a predicted model, not a curated record.
UCGGAGAUGGCCCGGUGUAUAAAUAUUGGAAUGUGCAGUCUCUCACUGGAGUAGAAGCAGCAGCUUCAAAUUUCAAUGUACUCAAACUCAGCGCAAGCCUUCAUUUUCAUACCCACAGCCUUAGCUCUUGUUACCUCUCUCCUCAUUCUCUUUUACAUUUCCUUCACUUCCAAUUUCUUCAUCCAAACACAUCAUCUCACAUUCACUCAUUCCACUGGCUAUUCAACACCCCUUUCAUCUUUCAACUCCACUUCACAUAAACAGCUGAACAUUUCAUUUCUUGGCUCUAUACAACAAAGUGUUAAUACUCAGAGUAAUAUUCAGAGUCAGAGGCAUAUGGAGUUCAAUGGAAACUAUGUGAAUGACAACGAGGUAUUCCAUGACAGAGAUGACUUUAUGGACAACUACAAAGAAAUGAAUAGGAGCUUGAAGAUAUAUGUUUAUCCUCACCAAAAGGGCGAUCCCUUUUCCAAUGUACUCUUGGCUGUUGAUUUUGAGCCAGGUGGAAACUAUGCAACUGAAAGUUACUUCAAGAAAGUUCUUGUGAUGAGCCAUUUUAUUACAAAGGAUCCUUCCAAUGCUGAUCUCUUCUUUCUACCUUUCUCAAUUGCACGGUUGCGACAUGAUCCACGAGUGGGGAUUGAUGGUAUUAAAGACUUCAUAAAAAGCUACAUCUUCAAUAUUAGUCAUGAGUAUCCUUACUGGAACCGAACCAAUGGGGCUGACCAUUUCUAUGUUGCCUGUCAUUCUAUUGGUCGUUUUGCCAUGGAGAAAGCAAUUGAUGUUAAGAUCAACGCCAUCCAAGUCGUCUGUUCUUCAAGUUAUUUCGUAUCAGCAUAUAUUCCACAUAAAGAUGCAUCCUUGCCGCAGAUUUGGCCAAGGCUAGGUGAUGACCUAAAUCUUGCACCUUAUAAGAGAGACUUGUGUUCAACAACAAAUCAGGAGGCAGGAUGGCCUUGGAGGAUGAUAUGGAAAAACAAAAUACCUUACAAGGUAAACUGUUUUUCCUGGCUUUUGGCAAAAGAAGCGGUGCUGACUCAUGAGAACCUGAACAAAAGAGGAUUUCACCUAUGCUCUAGAUGUUACUUAUGUGGGGAACAAGCAGAGACAGUCAACCAUCUUUUUUUUUUGCAUUGCAAAGUGACAGACCAAUUGUGGCAGUUCUUUCUCAAGAUAAAAAAAAUCAACUGGGUGAAAUCAGGAAGUAUAAAAGAAGUAAUGAAGUGUUGGAACAGAGAUGGUAAUGCAGCAAAGAAGGAAGAGAGAUGGAAGAUUGUCCCAGCAAGCAUAUGGUGGACAGUUUGGAAGGAGAGAAAUCAGAGAUGUUUUGAAGAUAAGCAGAGCAGCAAGCAGAAAAUGAAGAUGAAUUGUUUAGCUAUUUACUAUUUUUGGUGUAAACAGGAAAUGUUAGAUCAAACAGUAGAUAUUUUAACAGGUUGUAAUUUAGUGUAAAUAGGAAGGUAAUGUAAGCUGUAAUACUUUUGAAGGGGGACUACACAUUUGGAUGUAGCUAUACCUGUGGAAUUACCAAAAUUUCAAAAGUGAACAACUUUUGAAGGAUGUUUUCGA